AUGUACUGUCUUCAACUUAGCACUUCGGAUUGGCUCUUAAGACGACUUCUCAAGGUAUCAAUUACAAUCAAAGAAGCUCAAGCAACGUUGAACCAUUGGUGUCAAAAGGCCAACCCUUACAAGCCUGGCCGCAAAUAUACCAUGGCUUUCUUCCAAAAGCAAUGGGAAUCCGAAAGACGAGCAAACAUCGAGAAUUCAAAAGAUAUCAAGAUUUGCCAACAGAUUGAAUUGGGUAGGUUACUGUGCCUCGAGGACUUACAUUAUAAGGUUUGGCUGGAGGAUGGAACUCAUGAGGAGCGAGCUGCUGAUUGGCUGGAACGGGUUCAACAGCUCGGAAUCGAAAUAGCUGCACAGCGUCAGAAAGUGGGUUUGCCUGAUUGUUUUACUCAUCUAUCAAAGGACGCUGUUGAUUUAUUAUUGAAGGUCUGGUUUGCUAAGACUGAGGUACGCCGCAGAUUUCUUGCUUUGAGGGCAGAACAAAGGCCUUUGGACCCCGAAAACAGAGUUGGUGGUAGCUCGCAUCUUGGUACUCAUGAGAAGGAGCAAAUUAUGGACGCCAUUCAAAAAAGAACACGAACUAUGAAGAAAGCGUUGACAAAUUAUAACAAUAUGGCACAACAAUUUGCAGACAAGUUUCCAGAACAUCCAACAUCUCCAGUUCAAAGAGCCAUGCGUUGGGCUACAACUUCUUUUGACCGUCUUUGGAACAUUCUGGAACAUCUUGCGCAUUCAGACAUCCUCCCGGAUGCCAUUCAACCUUUCCUAGAACACAAUAUCAUCAGUUCAGCUUCAUUACACGCAAAGGUAUCUAUUGUCAAAGGCGUCCUUCACAACGAAUUGACCAGGGUUGCUAGGUUAAGUUUCAGGUGGAAUUCUAAGAUUAAGGAGGUCUUUUUGAAAACUGAAGCUCAGGUAGGCGAUAUGCAAUUGCUGGCUCAAUGGCAGUUGCAACUUCGGAAGAUGGAAGUACUACGGUUGAAUGGCUUUGGUUUGACUAAAGCUGGGGACUUUGAGCAUCUAAUGCCUCGAGUUCCAGUUCGACACGAUAUCAUACCUGAUGGUGUUAGAGAAGGUGGACCUGAGGAGCCUGAGGAUGGAGAUUUGUCUGACAUCAACGAGGAGGAAUGGGCACAGGGAAUUGAUGAAGGCAUGAUGCAAAAUAUUAUUAAUGCUGUAGGAAACGAAGAGCCAUCUUGA
Melampsora larici-populina 98AG31 is the source of this 1197-nucleotide messenger RNA. RefSeq lists its product as uncharacterized. The coding region runs from base 1 to 1197 and encodes 398 amino acids. NCBI's taxonomy places the organism in Eukaryota, Fungi, Basidiomycota, Pucciniomycetes, Pucciniales, Melampsoraceae. The transcript is spliced from 5 exons. The record is from RefSeq and is a predicted model, not a curated record.